Molecule: messenger RNA, 2832 nt
Organism: Octodon degus (degu)
Lineage: Eukaryota; Metazoa; Chordata; Mammalia; Rodentia; Octodontidae
Gene: Cel
Product: carboxyl ester lipase
Exons: 18
Coding region: 1-2832 (943 amino acids)
Biological process (GO): presynaptic membrane assembly; neuron cell-cell adhesion; modulation of chemical synaptic transmission
Cellular component (GO): synapse; cell surface; postsynaptic specialization membrane
Molecular function (GO): neurexin family protein binding; signaling receptor activity; triacylglycerol lipase activity
Source: RefSeq, a predicted model, not a curated record
AUGCUCAGGAUGGGGCACCUGGGGCUGGCCGUCGUGGGCCUGGCCUGCUGCUGGGCGCUGGUCAGGGCUGCAAAGCUGGGCGCCGUGUACACAGAAGGAGGAUUCGUGGAGGGGGUCAACAAGAAGCUCAGCUUCUUGGGCAAUGACUCUGUGGACAUCUUCAAGGGCAUCCCCUUUGCCACCGCCAAGACCCUGGAGAACCCCCAGCGUCACCCCGGCUGGCAAGGGACCCUGAAGGCCACAGACUUCAAGGAGACAUGCCUCCAGAUCACUCUCAACCCAGACAGCACUUAUGGGGACGAAGACUGCCUCUACCUCAACAUCUGGGUCCCCCAGGGCAGCAAGCAAGUCUCCCAGGACUCGCCUGUCAUGGUCUGGAUCUACGGUGGCAGCUUCUACAUCGGGUCCAGCAACGAGGUUGACUUCUUCAACAACUACCUGUAUGUCGCCAAGAAGGUGGGCUGCCCCCAGGAUGACCCCACCAGGAUGGCCAAGUGCCUGAAGGUUGCCGACCCCCGGGCCCUGACCUUGGCCUACACAAUUCCCUGGGCAAAACGGGAAUACCCUGCGAUAUAUUAUCUGAACACUGGGCCUGUCGUCGAUGGAGACUUCAUUCCCGAUGAUCCGCUCAACCUGUUUGCCAACGCUGCUGACAUCGACUACCUCGCAGGCACCAAUGACAUGGAUGGCUACUUCCUCGCAGCUCUGGACAUGCCCAGCAUUCAGGAUUCCAACAAGAAUAUCACAGAUGAGGACUUCUACAAUCUGGUCACUGGGUUCACCAUGACCAAGGGCCUGGAUGGUGCCAGGGCCGCCUUUGACAUCUACACCGAGUCCUGGGCCCAGGACAGUUCUCAGGAGACCAAGAAGAAGACAGUGGUGGACCUGGAGACGGACAUCCUCUUCCUGAUGCCCACAGAGAAAGCCCUGGCCCAGCACAGAGCCAACGCCAGGAGAGCCAGGACCUACGCCUACCUCUUUUCUGUACCUUCUCGGAAUCCAGACUUCCCAACAUGGAUAGGGGCUGAUCACAUGGAAGAAAUUGCCUAUGUGUUUGGAAAGCCCUUCGCCAACCCCCUGGGCUACCGUGCCCAGGACAGGAAGGUGUCCAAGGCCAUGAUCGCCUACUGGACCAACUUUGCCAGGACUGGGGACCCCAACAAUGGCUUCUCGGCUGUGCCCACACACUGGUAUCCCUAUGCCACGGACGACUGCAGCUAUCUGGACAUCACUAAGAAGAUGGGUAGUGACUCCAUGAAGCGGCACCUGAGGACAAAGUUUUACCAGUUCUGGACCCGGACCUACGAGGCGCUGCCCACGGUGGCUAAUGCGCCCACCCCUGUUCCCCCUUUGGAUGACUCUGAGGACGCCUCAGUGUCCCCUUUGGCUGCCCCUGUGUCCCCUUUGUUGGACUCCGAGGCCACCCCUGUGUCCCCUUUGGAUGACUCCGAGGCUGCGCCUGUGUCUCCUCUGAACCACUCUGAAGCUGCCCCCACAUCCUCUGCAUAUGAAUCCCAGCUGGGCACCGUGUACACGGGAGGAUUCAUGGAGGGGGUCAACAAGAAGCUUAGCCUCUUGGGCAACGACUCUGUGGACAUCUUCAAGGGCAUCCCCUUUGCCACCGCCAAGACCCUGGAGAAUCCCCAGCGUCACCCUGGCUGGCAAGGGACCCUGAAGGCCACAGACUUCAAGGAGGCAUGCCUCCAGAUCACUCUCAACCCAGACAGCACUUAUGGGGACGAAGACUGCCUCUACCUCAACAUCUGGGUCCCCCAGGGCAGCAAGCAAGUCUCCCAGGACUCGCCUGUCAUGGUCUGGAUCUACGGUGGCAGCUUCUACAUCGGGUCCAGCAACGAGGUCGCCAAGAAGGUGGGCUGCCCCCAGGAUGACCCCACCAGGAUGGCCAAGUGCCUGAAGGUUGCCAACCCCUGGGCCCUGACCUUGGCCUACUUAUAUCCCUGGGAAAAACAGGAGUACUUCAUUCCCGAUGACCCGCUCAACCUGUUUGCCAACGCUGCUGACAUUGACUACCUCGCAGGCACCAAUGACAUGGAUGGCUGCUUCCUCGCAGCUCUGGACAUGCCCAGCAUUCAGGAUUCCAACAAGAAUAUCACAGAUGAGGACUUCUACAACCUGGUCGCUGGGUUCACCAUGACCAAGGGCCUGGAUGGUGCCAGGGCCGCCUUUGACAUCUACACCGAGUCCUGGGCCCAGGACAGUUCUCAGGAGACCAAGAAGAAGACAGUGGUGAACCUGGAGAUGGACAUCCUCUUCCUGAUGCCCACAGAGAAAGCCCUGGCCCAGCACAGAGCCAACGCCAGGAGAGCCAGGACCUACGCCUACCUCUUUUCCAUGCCCUCUCGGAUGCCCAUCUACCCCAAAUGGAUGGGUGCCGACCAUGCAGAUGACCUCCAGUACGUCUUUGGAAAGCCCUUCGCCACCCCCCUGGGCUACCGUGCCCAGGACAGGAAGGUGUCCAAGGCCAUGAUCGCCUACUGGACCAACUUUGCCAGGACUGGGGACCCCAACAAUGGUUUCUCGGCUGUGCCCACACACUGGUAUCCCUAUGCCACGGACGACUGCAGCUAUCUGGACAUCACUAAGAAGAUGGGUAGUGACUCCAUGAAGCAGCACUGGAGGACGAAGUUUUUCCAGUUCUGGACCGGGACCUACGAGGCGCUGCCCACGGUGGCUAAUGCGCCCACCCCUGUUCCCCCUUUGGAUGACUCCGAGGCUGCCCCCGUGCCCCCUGCAGAUGACUCCGAAGCUGCCCCUGUACUCCCUGCUGAUGACUCCCCAGCUCCUCAGAUGCCUGCAGCCAUUGGCUUCUAA